Anopheles coustani is the source of this 3303-nucleotide messenger RNA. RefSeq names its product septin-1 (gene Septin1). Gene Ontology annotation, biological process: regulation of exocytosis; cell division; cytoskeleton-dependent cytokinesis. Lineage: Eukaryota; Metazoa; Arthropoda; Insecta; Diptera; Culicidae. Bases 475 to 1551 code for a protein of 358 amino acids. Gene Ontology annotation, cellular component: septin complex; microtubule cytoskeleton; synaptic vesicle. Gene Ontology annotation, molecular function: molecular adaptor activity; GTPase activity; GTP binding. The record is from RefSeq and is a predicted model, not a curated record. The transcript has 5 exons.
CUCCGCUUUUACGUUUGUUCGUUCGUCGUAUCGGUUGUGUUAAACAAACUCGUUUCGCAAGCUUCGCAACGUUUCUUCGCAAAAACCAAAUUACUUCCCAGCGAGUUUGUAGAUUGCUGAAACAGCAAAUUUCCUCGCUGCCGAACGCGUCGUAGUGUGAUAGCCCAAUCGAACCGAAAGGCAUCAUCCGACGGAAACAAACGUCGGGUGGCAAGAAAUUUGUUCAGUGUUCGGUACGAUUGCGCUUGUCCUGUGCGGUUCCCGGUGUCCUUCGGGCAGUAGGCACAAAAACAAAAUCGACAUUUAUCGAGGGCAUCACAGUUGAAUCCUCACUCGUUUGUUUGGUGUAUGUGUUCCGGCGUUAUCGGGGUGCAAUAGAUUGUCCCAAGAAAAGACGCGUUUGGCAAACGUUAUCGCACAGUUGAUUGCUGUUUCGUUUUCUUUGCAACGCUAACCUGAAACUGCCAUAAAAGGAUGUCCGACUCUGGAAAGUCCUUUUCCAACGUGGAAACGUCCGGCUAUGUCGGAUUCGCGAACCUCCCGAACCAGGUGCACCGGAAGUCGGUCAAGAAAGGGUUCGAGUUCACGCUGAUGGUCGUCGGCGAGUCCGGGCUCGGCAAAUCGACGCUCGUCAACAGUCUGUUCCUGAGCGACCUCUACCCGGAGCGUGUGAUACCGAACGCGGUCGAAAAGCAAACCCAAACCGUCAAGCUGGACGCUUCGACGGUGGAGAUCGAGGAGCGGGGCGUUAAGCUGCGCCUAACGGUCGUCGAUACGCCCGGCUUUGGCGAUGCGAUCGACAACAGCGACAGCUUCAGCGCGAUCCUCGAGUACAUCGACGAGCAGUACGAGCGGUUUCUGCGUGACGAAAGUGGACUGAAUCGGCGCAACAUUGUCGACAAUCGGAUACACUGCUGUUUCUACUUUAUCUCCCCGUUCGGCCAUGGUCUCAAACCGCUCGAUAUCGAGUUCAUGAAGAAGCUGCACUGCAAGGUGAACAUCGUGCCGGUGAUCGCGAAGGCGGACGUACUGACGAAGAAGGAAAUUCAGCGCCUAAAGUGCCGCAUCCUGCAGGAGAUCGAGGACAAUGGGAUCAAGAUCUACCCGCUGCCGGACUGCGACAGCGACGAGGACGAGGACUACAAGGAGCAGGUGCGGCAGCUGAAGGAAGCGGUCCCGUUUGCGGUCUGCGGCUCGACCACGCUGCUCGAGGUGAAGGGCCGUAAGGUGCGGGGCCGGCUGUACCCGUGGGGCGUGGUGGAGGUGGAAAAUCCAGACCAUUGUGAUUUCAUCAAGCUGCGCACCAUGCUUAUCACACACAUGCAGGACUUGCAGGAGGUAACACAGGAGGUGCACUACGAAAACUAUCGCUCGGAGCGGUUGGCCAAGUCGGUCCGCAAGAACACCAAUUCCGUGAUCAAGGAGGAGAACGGGGUGACGGGCGAGGUGCUGACGGAGAAGGAUCGCAUUUUGCGCGAGAAGGAGGAAGAGAUCCGUCGCAUGCAGGAGAAGCUGGCACAGAUGCAGGCCAAAAUUCAGGCACAAAAGUAAGCACUGGUUCGCUGGUUCGCUGGUAACAAAGAACAAGGGCCCUUCCGCUACUAUUACAACAGCAGCAGCAACAACAACAAACAACUAUUUCUACUACAAAUACUAUUUUUGCUACCAUCACCACCACUCCAGCCGUCAGUUGAUGCACGGAUAGGAAGGAGGGACGAACGGGUUGACGGGGGGUGAACGACGAUCGACGAUCGAUGCGCGCACAAUUUAGAAGCAAUACCACUCAUCAUUCCCAACCCCCACCCACGCUCCCAAACCCCUACCCGAGAUGGCCUGUCGAAAACCAAACAACCUCGAGUUCCAAACCUCAAAAAAACCCUCCCCCCCCACAUUCGUCGGUUGUUAUGAAAGUACUGUUGUUACAUGUGUUUGCGCGAACCGUUCACCCAGUCGGUGGUUCCACGUCGUAGUUUGGGGACUGAUGGAUGGGAGGGGAAAUGGCGAUCCUCUCCCUGUUUCUCUCAUUCGUUACGAUUCCAAAACCACCACGCGGACUGGACCGCAUCGACUGGAAGUCAAACAAAAUUGUGUGCCAUUUUUCGCCUCAUGCCAAAGCCGAAUAGUUGGCAACAAACUUUUCCGGUUCGUUUUCCAUGAACAACAUCAGCAGCACAAAACAGACAACAGACAUACAACAGCGAGGGGGAGAGGGAGAAAAAUUGGAAUGUCAAGAAUCUCAUAGCGUUUGUGGGGAUAACUUUUCCAUUUCCACGCAGCAUUUGUGUUGAGAUUAGCCAGCCUGCAGCUCACGAAGGUGUGCGUGUAAUCCUUGUGCUGUAGCUGGACACUGCUUAUUUUCUUACUGAAACAACGAUGCCUUUUUCCCUGCGUGCACACAGUUCCGGCACAUUUGUACGUGUGGAAAACUUCCGCGCGGAAAGGGUGAGAUUUCUUUUUUAAACGUAAUUAAUCGCUUAGAGUUAGUUAAGGACCCUAGUACGUACACCAUAUCCUUAGUGAUGACGCACGGUACGCGGAAUGUGCCUGCUGCAGACGAAUUGCAAUAUAUAUAUAUAUUUACCUUAAACGCGCUCGAACACAGCACAGCAUUAAAACGACGUUAAUUUUUUUCGAUUCAGUUUUGUGUUUAGACUAUUUCAAUUACCAACGCGGUACUUAAAUGCUGGGAGUAAUAGUAAAGCAAAGGUUCUCUACAGUUGACCCGAAACUAUGGACCACCUCGUGUCCCCUAGGCCCGCUUCGGUCCGUUUUAUUUCCGCAUUUUGGCAUUCCGUUCGUCUAAAUUCACUGCUCCGUUCCCCAAAGCCUCGUUGGGUUUAUACUUUCACAUUUUCGUCUCCACUUCUCUAUGCGAGGUGACCGUACGGGGGGGGGAAAAGGUUGACUGGAGCAGAUGGACGGCAGCGAAGUACGGUCGGUGUAAUCCAAAGAUAAAGUGCAAAAGCAAACGCAAAUGGAAAAAGGCAAAAAAUAAGAACAAAUGCAACGUUUAUUAAAUACAAACGACCGAGGUUUAGUAGCUUCCUGUUAUCACGUCUAAGAGUGGCAAUAACUAUGAAAAAAAAACAAAAAGCCGGCACGGGUAAGGUAAAAAUUGCAAAGCGCAUGAUCGAAUACGCUCGAUUUGUGCUGCAUCUUUGGAAGUUCGAACAUUGAUGACUUUGAAGAAUAUAUAAGCGUCUCGGUAAUUUAGAGUAUUACUAUAUUUUUUUUUACAUUUCGGUUUAAUGUUUAAAAACCAUUUGCGUACAGGAAUCGAUUUUCAAUAAAUGGUAUUCUAUU